AUGACGACGAACCCGGUGAACCAUGGUCAAGCCAAGCACAUCAAAAUCAAGUACCAUUACAUCCGUAAUGAGGUUAAGCGCGGGAAAGUCAAGCUGGACUCUUGUGAGACGACGAAUAUAUUGGCGGACAGCAAGACGAAGGGACUACUAGAACACGCCACAAAGACAUGA
Messenger RNA from Peronospora matthiolae, 171 nucleotides. NCBI's taxonomy places the organism in Eukaryota, Oomycota, Peronosporomycetes, Peronosporales, Peronosporaceae. The record is from the annotation of a GenBank genome assembly.